Molecule: messenger RNA, 5190 nt
Organism: Ictalurus furcatus (blue catfish)
Lineage: Eukaryota; Metazoa; Chordata; Actinopteri; Siluriformes; Ictaluridae
Gene: il17rc
Product: interleukin 17 receptor C
Exons: 15
Coding region: 577-2490 (637 amino acids)
Molecular function (GO): interleukin-17 receptor activity
Source: RefSeq, a predicted model, not a curated record
ACCGUGGGCGUGGCUUCAGGUUUCACUGCGUCACCCGUUUCUAUGGAAAUAUAGCCUACUAAUGCUGCUGAGACGGUCACAGUUAUAAAGACUUCAUCAUUAACGUUAAGUGUUCUAACCUGGUACUGCUCGUAACACUGCGUUGUAAUAAGUGUUAUAAUAGAGACUAUUUAUUACGUAUGUAAUAAAAUGUAAUAAAAAUACAAAAAAAAAAAAAAAAUUAGCCUAGAGUUAGGAAUAAGGCACGCCCACUUCCGGGAAUCCAUACGUCACGAGCUUACCUGCGAGCGCAACCCGAGACCUGUCCACCACAGCACAGGUAAGAGCGGGGUAACGAUUCGGAACCACUUUCUCUUAUUUUAGUUCAUAGACAAGAUCUUUUCCUUUUUGUUUAUUUGUUUGUUUAUUUACUUAUCGAUUGAACACCUGGGCUGGAUUUGAACGAGUGGGAUUUCAGGUGUCCGGUUGAGCGCGAGACGGGUUUGUUGCCCCGCGUGACUUCCGCGCGCCGAGCUGAGCAUGAAAUCUGAUGUCGCACUCUAAUCCCGCUGGUGAGGAAAGCGAAGGUGCCAAGCCAUGUCCCUUCCGUGGCGCUUCCUGUUCCUCGUGCUGGUUGGAGCUUUAAUGUGCGCAGCAGAUCUGAAGAAAUAUGACUUGCAGAAGAACAUCACCUGCUCUCAGGGUCUGAGCAACUGCCGAGUCAGUCGUUCCAACUCUGUGGUUCCUCCACGUGAUUUCGGCCCCGUGGAAGUUUUGUCUUUCGACGUAGAGACCGCUCUGUGCUGCAGAGCACCGCAGAAAUGCAGAGCGUGCCUCAGGAUCCGGAUCCGCCUCCGAAUCCUUGACGAUGACGACGUCAGCGGAGAAACUCCAGAAGUCUCUGAAGACGGGGCCCGUGCUGCUAUAACACUGUCCUACACGUCUGCGCCAAAUCUUCAGUCCUACAAGAGGAUCAACUUUACUGUGAAAUCCGACACAUGGACGAACCAAGAAUCUGAGGUCACGGUGGUGGUGCACGAGGGCGUGUUCCUGGGGAGCUCUGUGUCGGUCACGGUGAACAAUAUGUCACGGGAUGUUCACUUCCCGCAGCACAACUCGGUGUGCCCUUCUGAUGUAGAGGAAUGUAAAACUCCAAGAAUCUUCAGAGAGAUCAACAGGGACAAAGGCGUGGUGGAACUGAAAGCCGAGCCCGAGGAGAUGCUGGUGAUGUGUGUGAAACGGAAAGGGAUGGGCUCGUGUUGGCUGAGCGACCGGAUCAUCCCCCUGCACGCCGUCACACACUGCAUGUGUUUCCAGGCUUGGAGGGAAAACAGAGAAUAUGACAAAUCUUACCGGUCUGAAAGUUGCCCCUUUGAGGAUGACAAAGAGUUCAGCAGGAACGCAGCGAAGAACAUGUCACUCUCCGUGGGACACUCCGAGACCAACGAAGGUCGUCCAGCACUGAGCUGGAACAUGAGCGCCCCCUGCAGGCUGGAGGCCGAGGUGUGGCCUUGCCAGAUGGCCGUGACUCUGGGUGGAGGCUGCAGGGAAGUGCCCGGUUUCCGACGGAACAUCAGCACCGGGUGGGAAGAGAACAUCAGUAUGGUGUGGACGUCAGGCGCGUUCCUGGACGUUAGAACCACAAACAACCUGCAACCCUGUGUGAUGUUUAAGGUGGAUGGAGAAACGUUCGGCCCCGUGUGCGAGCGUGAAGCCUCCAGGGGGCGCUGGAUCUGCGUGAUGUCGGUGACGCUGCUGAUUUCCGUCCUGUUCGCGGUAGGAGUGCUCGUGUUCAGGAGCAGGAUCGAAGAGUGGCUUUCAAACUCCAGUACAACGCAUCAGUCUCGAGGCCUCCGUGGUGAAGUGCUGCUCGUGUACUCGUCCGGUUCCGAUCCGUCUCUCUCGGAAACCGUGUGCUGGUUUGCUACUUGGCUUUCUGAGCUCGGGUUCUCCGUCUCUCUGGAUCUGUGGAAUCGGGCGCCCGUGAGCGCGAUGGGUCCGACCCCGUGGCUACACUCGCGGUUCCAGCACGUCCAAAAGCAAGGUGGCAAAACCCUGCUGCUGCUCUCGCACGACGCCGUGCUCCGAGCCAAGGCUUGCUAUGAAAGCUGGAGCGGUGUGUCCAACAGAGAAGACGGCAAGGCGAGCAAUACGCCCUGGGCGUGGAACGCCGACGUCUUCAGUUCAGCUCUCAGCGCCCUUUUCUCCGCUCGCCUGCAGGGCGGCGCCGCUGAGCACUUCGCUCUGGUGCAGUUGGAGUCAGAGACACUUGACAUACCGGAGCUGUUUCAAGGUCUAAGGCUCUACCAGCUGCCCUCAGAGUCUCAGCGCCUUCUCGCCGACCUCCACACCGGGCGCCCGGGAAGCUUUGGAGCUCGGCUCAAGAGAUUCCUCUGGACCUGGAGAGCUUCGGCGCGGCUGGAGAAGAGGUUGAGGAACCGUGAGAAAGAGCGGUGGUCGUGCACCACACUCCCGCAGGUUGAAGAGGAGACGCUCCCUCUGCGUGUUUAACUCAGACUUUACGUCACGUAGCAGGGUUCAGUAACGAAAUGAAGUCCGUACACCGUGUACAUAUGAAGGAAGAAAACGUUAGCGCCUCUGAUUUAUUCGCGUCUGUGGGGAACUCGGUAUCAGUUCCAAAGUCAAGAUGUUUGUGUUUUUUCUACCAUUUUCAUCUAUUUGCGAGUAGAUGGUGUCGUGUAAUCCUGCUGCUCGCCUCACUCCUGUACAGACGUCUUUCCUUCUCACUCAGCGCCUUCGCUCCUGAACGACAGGGAUUCGGAAGAGAAUCUAGCCAGAAGUAUAAGUAUUUUAUCUACACGGUUUUUGGAGCAGGAGCUCGUGUGUGUGUGGUCGUAAUGAGCAGUUCUGGACUAGGACUGCGACCUUCUACACCUACACUCAGCGCUGUAAAGUCUACGCAUAACUACUGAGCCCGUGAGUGAGGACGGGAACGUUUCAGAAACUUUAUGAUCCAGUGCUGGUGAUUUUUUUUUUUAAACCAGCCGCGCUAAGGAAGGAGCACAACAGCAGUCGAGUGCACAGAAAAGUUGAAUUGUUUACACUAGUUAUGACGCCACAGUCCCUAAAUCUACAUACGGAACGCAUCCCGUGGCGUUACUGAUUCGCGACUCGUGUAAUAUUCCUACUCCCUUUCCGUGAAAUAUUGACAAACUGUUUAGAUUUACAGGGAGGAGCAUUAAAUGAAACGAUCAUUAAACUGUAGCUUAAGAAUAACCGGAUUUAGAUUUAGGAAAUAUUUAAAACAUUAAGUGCCAGUUCUUUAGCAUGCCAGAGAAUAUUUUAACAUUUAGAACUGGACCACGGAGCGGUGGACGAAGGCGGCCUGGUCUGAUGAAUCAUGUUUUCUUUUACAUCACGUGGAGUCCGAGUGCGUGUGUGCGCGUCGCUCUCCUGGGGAAGAGACGGUACCAGGAUGCACUAUGGGAAGAAGGCGAGCCGGCGGAGGCAGUGUGAUGCUUUGGGAAAUGUUCUGCUGGAAAACCUUAGAUCCUGGUGUUCAUGUGGAUCUCACUUUGACACGUACCACCUGCCUAAACACUGUUACAGUGGCAGUGGCCUCUUUCAGCAGGAUAAUGCGCCAGGAACGGUUCAGGAACGGUUUGAGGAACAUGACAAAGAGUUCAAGUCGUUGACUCGGCCUCCGAAUUCCCCAGAUCUCAAUCUGAUCGAGUGUCUGUGGGACGUUCUGGACAAACAAGUCCGAUCCACGGAGGCCCGACCUCGCAGCUUACAGGACUUAAAGGAUCUGCUGCUAACGUCUCGGUGCCAGAUCCCACAGCACACCUUCAGAGGUCUUGUAGAGUCCACGCCUCGACACCUCAGAGGCACAAGGUGGACCUACACGACGUUAUGCAGGUGGAUUUAAUGUUAUGGCUGAUCGCUGUAUAACAUCACACCGAGUUCUAAAAAGUCCUCCAGUAAUCAAUGCACGUUAGUCGGCAUGUCUUCGGUAAUCAGUAAUACGAUAUCCUGUGAAUGUCAAGGUGCGCAGUGGUGUUAUUAGGACCAUUUAAACAUCUCAGGUGACGCAGCGUGUGUGCACAUUGUCUGAAGUUACUCAUUUAGAAGAAAUGUGAAAACCGUAAAAUCCUAAAAAAUUCCGGUCCUUAAAGCAAGCUAGCUGAAAGACGCCGAUGUAGGGAUGAUUUAAUACAGUAAUGAUAUUACAUCGUGACCUGUGGUAGAAAGUUAAAGUGGAAAUAUGAAAAUGGAAGAGAUUUAUUUGGGAUUUACACCUUUUCUCCAGAGUUAGCAGAUCAGCCGAGACAGAUUCACUGUCUGGCGUUUGCCUCUUUAGCUUCGGCCUGGAGCUCGGUUAAUCUUAGGUUAAUAUUUAUUUAUAUAUAUAUAUAUAUAUAUAUAUAUAUAUAUAUUUUAUUUUUUAUUUUUUUUUCUGCCAAAUGAUUUAGAACAUAUCUACUAGUAACACACACACACACACACACACACACACACAAAAACACCUCCAGUUUUCACCCAUUCAGAGCCGAUGAAGAUGGACUCUGACCUUCAGCAGUAAACACUGAUCUGCUCCGAGUCUGUGGGUCGAGUCUGAGUCGAGUCUGUGGGUCGAGUCUGUGGGUCGAGUCUGAGUCGAGUCUGUGGGUCGAGUCUGUGGGUCGAGUCUGUGGGUGUAUUUGUUUUGUUGGGAGAAAAUAAAAUGCAGUUUGUCCUGCAGAUCAAAACUGAUUAAUGUUUGCUUAGAAUGCAAAGUCAAGCUACAUCAUGACUGUUUUUUCUGACACAUAAGGGCAAAAAGGAGAAAAACCACUCCCCCCCCCCCCACACACACACACACUCACACACAGUUUAACAGAUGUGGCCCUGUUCAGAUAGGCCUCCUCGGGUUUCAAUCUCAAAUACAUACAAAUAUCUGAAAGAUGUGCACUUACUCAGGGGGAGAGAGAGAGAGUAUUGUUUAAUAUAUUUACAAAACUUUUAAAUGUUGUAUAUGUACAUGUAUAUUCAUAUUCAAAACCAAUUAUAGCACAUUAUAUAAUCUGUAUGUACAGUGUGUCGGAUUGUAAAUGUAAACACACGAGCACGGUGUCACUUUUUAACCUGAAUGCGUGUGAAAUAUACCGGUGGUGUCAACUUAUAGCCUGUGAUUAAUAAUCUUGUGUUGUGUGAAGUGUUUUAACCGUCUAACCUUGACCUCCUGUUUAUUUAAUAAACACGUAACGAAGA